CCAAGAACCUACUCAAGGUGCACCGUAACUCUUAUGCACUAGUAGUGAGCACAGAAAACAUCACCCAGAAUUGCUACAUGGGCAAUGAUCCUCAAAAGCUCAUAUUCAACUGCACAUUUCGCAUGGGCGGCGCCGCUGUCCUCCUCUCCAACCGGCCCUUUGACCGCCGCUCCUCCAAGUACCAACUCAUCCACACCAUCCAUAACAAUACAGCAGGCUCUGAUCGCUCAUACAACUGCAUCAUCGAAGAAGAGGACCACGAGGACCACGUGGGUUUCACGUGCACCAAAGACCUCCUGGUCGUGGCAACCAACACCAUUAUAUCCAACCUCACCGCAACGGGCCCCCUAAUCCUUCCCGCAUCGGAACAGCUCCUCUGUCUCGCAAAUCAUCUAAUCAGGUGUUUCCACGUGGCAAACAUCUUGCCGUACGUGCCAAAAUUCCAGCAUGCGGUGGAUCAUUUUUUCCCUCACGUGGGUGGAAAACCGGUGCUGGACGAAGUGGAGAGAAACUUGAGAGUAAGUGGAAAACAAAUGGAAGCUUCUAGAAUGACACUGUACAGAUUUGGGAAUUUAUCCGGUAGUUCAGUGUGGUAUGAACUCUCCUAUGCUGAGGCCAAGGCUAGGGUCAAAAAGGGUGAUCGCGUGUGGCAGAUUGCAUAUGGGUCUGCUGGGUUCAAGUGCAGUAGUGUGAUCUGGAAGGCGAUGAGGACCGUUGAUCGUGAGGAAAAGAUGAAUCCUUGGAGGGAUGUGAUUGAUCAGUUUCCAGUCGUUGACCCACAGAGCGCAGGAACAUUUCCCUUCUAUUUUGAGCCAUCCAAAUGAACAAAAUGGCGA
Molecule: messenger RNA, 836 nt
Organism: Vitis riparia (riverbank grape)
Lineage: Eukaryota; Viridiplantae; Streptophyta; Magnoliopsida; Vitales; Vitaceae
Product: 3-ketoacyl-CoA synthase 11-like
Exons: 2
Coding region: 78-824 (248 amino acids)
Biological process (GO): fatty acid biosynthetic process
Cellular component (GO): membrane
Molecular function (GO): acyltransferase activity, transferring groups other than amino-acyl groups
Source: RefSeq, a predicted model, not a curated record